Messenger RNA from Echinostoma caproni, 1935 nucleotides. The record is from the annotation of a GenBank genome assembly. Lineage: Eukaryota; Metazoa; Platyhelminthes; Trematoda; Plagiorchiida; Echinostomatidae.
AUGAAGCAACGAUCGGCUCUUAAAGGCACAAAAGAUUCGGCAUCCGUAAAGAAGCGACAUCGUCGUGUCAAAUCAAAUCCCAAAACCAGUACUGCGGAUGGCUAUGAUUCCGAGGGUUACGAAUUCCAGUUGAUAUCAAUGGAUCGCCAAUGGCACUUUGAAGCAACUGGUCCCGAGGAGCGAGAUGAAUGGGUCAUGUACAUCGAACGUGCCAUUAUGACUCGACUGCAGUUGAACGAAUCCAAUAAGCGCACUCGACCGGGUGUUGGUAUGGGGUCCGGGAAUUCGUUUGCUGGAAGCGCAUCGAAUAUGGCUGGUGUUGGCAGUCGGUCGACCAGCGACAACAAUAGUCUGACCAGUGGUCGAUCGGGAGCCGGUGACACCAGUGAAAUGGCAGCGACAGAGCAGUUAGUUCAAAGCAUCCGUUCAGCUGCAGGCAAUGAUUUCUGUGCGGAUUGUGGAGCACCUGACCCUGAGUGGGCCAGUCUCAACCUGGGUACGAUGGUAUGCAUCAGUUGCAGUGGUAUUCAUCGACAGUUGGGCACACAUAUCUCCCGAAUUCGUUCUCUUCAUUUGGAUGAGUGGUCUUCAGAGUCCGUUGCGGUAAUGUGCGCCAUUGGAAACACCUUGGCAAACUCUGUUUGGGAGGCUGCGGUGCCGGUAAACGCUGGAAAUCGAAAAAAACCCGAACCGGCUAGCACACGCGAAGAGAAGGAGGCAUGGAUUCGUGCUAAAUACGAUCAUCAGGAGUUUCUUCCUCCGUUACCGUACCCAGACGCUCCGCUACAACAACAGUUGAUCGACGCAAUCGCACGUCAGGAUACUCGUCAAGUUGUUCUGUGUCUUGCCCUAGCCACACCGGACACUGUUAACGCACCCUAUUCGCGCCAAGACCCGCGCGCAGCCAUUCACAUAGCCGCAACUUUGGGUAACCUGGUUUAUCUACAGCUGUUACUCUGGUAUAACGGUGAUCCCACAGUAACUGAUCAUGAGGGUCGAAAUGCGUUCUACUAUGCUCAUUGUUCGCAAAAGUAUGAUUGUGCUGAAUUCUUGUUGCGCAGUGGAUGUCCGAAACAGCUGGUUCCACCCAAUCCAACUGGGUUAUCAGGUGGUCCGUCUGCGCCCGUCGUCCGAUCUGCUCAUCCUUCUCCUGUGCUUCCUCAACCACCACAGCAACCGUCACCCCACCAAACAGGAUCCGCUUUGCAAUCGCAACACUCCACUGUUCUGGACGUUCUAGGGUCCGCUCUUCCGGAUCCGUUUUUGCAACACACUCAUAAUAAUCCAAAUAACAGUGUUAAUCAGCCCCAUCACUUUUCUCAUUUGCAACAACAACAACAACAACAGCAACAACAACAACAGUCUUGUGCUAUUCUCAGUCUUCCCUCAUCUUUGAUCUCAGGCGUCCCAAGCCAAAUGAACACGUUCCUGGUCCCGCAGCCCCCAUCCCAACAAUCUCAACCUUUCGUGAACAUCCCAUUGCAUCCUUUGCCUUCAGAUGGACCUACAUCGACUCUCUCUGGUAUGGUGGGGAGCAAUUCCACAGGCCUCGUGUACCAUGGUUCGGCCAAUGCGAAUGUGCCCUCCAAUAGUGUAUCUUACGGUGCAUCAGUAAACCAAGCGAUCGGAGCAACUUUACCCCGGCGCCGUGCGCCUCCGUUAGCCCCACCUAUUCUUCAACCGUUCGCUAGGCCGAACGUGGCAUCGUCACAACCUCAACCUCCGAUCUCAACCGGAACACAUCGCCCACAUUCAGGUGCUGUUCUCCCCGAUCGUCCAACUGGGAGUUCCACACGGCCUGUGGUGUCCAGCACUCAUCAUCCACUGCCAUCCCACAUGCCUCCUGUGCUUGCCCGCCCUGGUCCAAAUGUAACAUCUAGCGCAUCGGGGCCUACCCAUCCUCUAGGUCAGAGUAAUCAAGAGGUUGGCCUCUAA